AACAACAAAACAAAUCAAAAUGUUCAAAUACUUCGCUCUCGUCUUCGUUGCGCUCUUCGCCUUCGCCGCCGCCGAGCCUAAGCCCGCUGUGGUAGCAGCACCAUUGGCCUACUCAGCUUACUCAGCCCCAUUGGUCGCCUCCCCCUACGCCGCUGCCUAUGCUGCCCCAUAUGCCGCUUACGCCGCCGCUCCCUAUGCCGCCUACGCUUCACCCUACGCCGCUUACUCCGCUUACCCAUACAGCGCCGCCUACUUCGUUCUCGUUUUCGUCGCGCUCUUCGCCUUCGCCGCUGCCGAGCCUAAACCCGCUGUGGUAGCAGCACCAUUGGCCUACCCAGCUUACUCAGCCCCAUUGGUCGCCUCCCCCGCCUACGCCGCUGCCUAUGCUGCUCCAUAUGCCGCUUACGCCGCCGCUCCCUACGCCGCCUACUCCGCUUACCCAUACAGCGCCGCCUAUGUGCUCCGCAAAGUUUUCUCUUUCAUUGCCAAUCAGCUCCAAUUUGGAGAUUACAGAUCAACCGCUACAUUCCGUUUACUUGCGGAGCACAUAGGCGGCGCUGUAUGGUUCGCUCUCGUCUUCGUCGCACUCUUCGCCUUCGCCGCUGCCGAGCCUAAGCCAGCUGUGGUAGCAGCACCAUUGGCCUACUCAGCUUACUCAGCUCCUCUGGUCGCCUCCCCCUACGCCGCUGCCUAUGCUGCCCCAUAUGCCGCUUACGCCGCCGCUCCCUAUGCCGCCUACGCUUCACCCUACGCCGCCUACUCCGCUUACCCAUACAGCGCCGCCUAUGUGCUCCGCAAGUAA
Messenger RNA from Bactrocera tryoni, 802 nucleotides. RefSeq names its product cuticle protein 16.5-like. Lineage: Eukaryota; Metazoa; Arthropoda; Insecta; Diptera; Tephritidae. The transcript has 5 exons. Bases 20 to 802 code for a protein of 260 amino acids. The record is from RefSeq and is a predicted model, not a curated record.